This is a messenger RNA of Aureobasidium subglaciale EXF-2481, 1878 nucleotides long. RefSeq lists its product as uncharacterized. The record is from RefSeq and is a predicted model, not a curated record. Lineage: Eukaryota; Fungi; Ascomycota; Dothideomycetes; Dothideales; Saccotheciaceae. The transcript is spliced from 2 exons. Bases 247 to 1431 code for a protein of 394 amino acids.
UCCCCUGGAGCUGAGCCAAGCGCUGAACACACAGCCAGGCAUCUCUCUACCUCGUCGACAUCUGAGAGGCGCCAUCCUUCGGUCGACAGUUCUACCUUCAGGUGGUCUGUAUCUAGUGCUGCUGCAUCGCCCGGUCCAUUCCGCAAUCCCAACUUCAAUCCGGAGAACAGCCGACCAACAGCACUGCGCCAUUCGAGUUUUCAAUUUGACGACGGCGCUCUGCAUCGCGGCAGUUAUGACCAGUCCAUGUUCUUGCACGAAGACUUCAACGCUGAAGAGGGUCAGAUGAAGGACCUAAACCUUAAUGAUCGCGGUGAUGACUUUCAGCUUGCCACAAAACCAGGCAUGAAGAGACGCGCCUCGUCUCCGCACAGAGAAUCUUUUCGCGAAGAUCGCUCUUCCAUCAGUAGCGCCCCAGGCAGCAGUGAUCUAUACACCCGCCGCUCUUUACAACAAUACCCUAAUCGUAAUCCGUCCAUUUCAGCGUCGAGGUAUGCCCCGAGCCAUCAAGGUUCAAUAUCUUCUGCCUCGUCGUACAAUCCUCGAAAUGGCUCCUUGGCCUCAUCCUAUACCCUCUCUGUCUCUAGCAGCAAUACAAGUUAUGCCUCGGGACGCAUCUCUCCUGGCAUGAUGUCGCCAGCCAUGGUCGAUCCAGAGUUGGGAGCCAUGGGGUACAUGAAUGCCAAGCCACUGAACAACCCAAGUCCUGCCUCUCAUCAGACCAUGCCGCCCUUUACGCGCACGAUGUCAGACACUCCAAUUCACACAGUUCUGCAAACUCCCACUGAGAGUGCACCGCCGUCACGUCAUAAUAGCCUGCCUGGUGUACAAGGCAUCUAUAUAUGUGAUUGCUGUCCUAAGAAGCCGAAGAAAUUCACUAGCGAAGACGACUUAAGGGCUCAUCACAUGGAAAAGCAAUACUCGUGUCUUUACUGUCCAAACCGGUUCAAAAACAAAAACGAAGCGGAGCGACAUCAAAAUUCUCUACAUCUCCGUCGUCAUUCGUGGUCGUGUGCGGCACUUAACACUAUCGAAACGGUCUUCCACACAUCACCCACCACGAAUGGAGCAACAGACAUCUGCGGUUACUGCGGCGAAGAAUUUCCAAAUCCCGCAGACUGGAACCACCGUCGUGAUCACAUCCUCCAAACACACAAAUUUGGCGAGUGCAAUCAAGCAAAAAAGUUCUUCCGCGCAGAUCACUUUCGCCAACAUCUGAAGCACAGCCACGCAGGGACGAGCGGGAAAUGGACCAAUAUGCUAGAAACGACAUGCAUGCGCGACGAACCACUACCACAACCAAUGUCUAUGGCGGGGAAUAUGCACAGUAAUGGUCCGCCGACGAUGUCUAUGAUGGGCAUGGCGAAUACAGCGGGACCGCCUAUGGGCGGCAAACCAGAUGUGAUUACAGAAAUGCCGCAUGAAGCAUGACACUGUAUGAUGACAGGACGAAACAAGACGGUGGAAACGAGAUGCUCGUACACCAAGGAGGGACCUAUCAUCAUUCGUCACAAACGCUAUAGAAUCACAUGCAUAGAGGUCAGCAAUGACCGCAAACCACCGCCACCUUUGAGGGACCAUGCGGAGAUCAUAUAAGAUAGCCCGCGAUUGUUCCUCUGCUUAAUGGCGACCCCCAACAAUAUAUCAUGACGAUCGGAAGCAUAGAGCUACUAGAUCAAAAAGUAGAUUUCCUUCCACACGGGGAGGAGAGGAAGCAUUAAUACAAUGAGUUGGACAAUUUUAUCGGUCGACUUGUACUUUUUUUUAACAGACUGUUUGUUGCUCGUACGCUAUACUAACGUGUCUUUCGGGCACUUCUCUGUAACCCUUGCAGAGAAGAAAGUCUAAAACAGAGGCUCCAGUAUUUACAGAACGACC